AUGACUGUAUAUGCAAGCUCAUCCCCGGCUAUAUUGGCUGUUGUUGCUAGCUUUGUAUGGUACUGCAUUCUUCGAGCCUUCUACAACUUAUACCUACACCCCUUAAAAGCGUUCCCGGGCCCUUGGUUGGCCAGAGCUGGCGUUCUAUGGCAUUCCUAUCAUAGUCUCCGCGGCGAUCUCCAAUAUGCUUUACACCAGAUGCAUCUAAAUUACGGCCCGACCAUUCGAAUCGCACCAAACGAACUCAUUUUUCUUGAUCCGAAAGCAUGGAAAGACAUAUAUGGUCAUCGCAAUGGAACUCCGGAAUACAUCAAGGAUUCAUCUCUAAUCUUUACUGCCGACGCCGGCCCAAGCCUCUUUUCCGUUCUCAAGGAUGACCACUCGAAGCUAAGACGACUAUUGUCUCACGGCUUUUCGGAAAAAGCACUACGACAGCAGGAAUCCGUCAUUUCUGGCUACGCCAAUCUUCUGGUAGACCGACUGCGCCAGGUCUAUGACAAACCAAUCGACGCGGCUGCAUGCCACAAUUAUUUUGCAUUCGACGUGAUUGGUCAUCUAGUAUACGCGGAAUCCUUCGAUUAUCUUUCGCGCUCCGAAUAUCAUCCCUGGGUCAAGUUAAUUUUCAGUACCAUGAGGGUAAUCUCCUGGAACAGGUCUUUCAAUUGCCUAGCACCACAGAUUACUCGGCUUCUGAUCAAACUUGUGCCGCAAAAAGUCGUCGACGAAGGCCAUGCACUUCUGGAGAUGACAAGGGCAAAGCUUCACCGGAGAAUAGAAGCCAAGCUACAGUAUACAGACUUGAUGGAGAAUCUCUUAGUGGCUCAGAAACAGGGCAAGAUCACGAUGGACGAGGUGUUUGAUAACGCCACCCCCCUUAUCGUUGCUGGCAGCGAAACGACAUCUAUAGCUCUUGCAGGGGCUACCUAUUUCCUCCGCCAAAAUCCCGAGGUAUAUCAGAAACUAAAGACAGAGGUUUGGUCAGCUUUCAACCACAGGAGUGAAAUUAACAUUUCAAAAGCUGCCGGCUUGCGCUAUCUGGCGGCAGUAAUCGAUGAAACAAUGCGCGGAUUUAUCGCUGGACACUUCGUCCCGGGCAAUACCUUGGUCGGCAUCAGUCAAUAUGCUGCAUUCAGAUCGCCUCAUAACUUCGCCUGGCCCGACGAAUUCGCUCCGGAGAGAUUCAUAGACUCCGACCAGCCAGCAUGGGCAAAUGACAAACGGGACGUCCUACAACCGUUCCUUUUCGGACCGAGAAACGGCAUUGGCAGAAAUCUGGCAUUUAUUUAA
Bipolaris victoriae FI3 is the source of this 1287-nucleotide messenger RNA. RefSeq lists its product as hypothetical. The transcript has 6 exons. The record is from RefSeq and is a predicted model, not a curated record. Gene Ontology annotation, molecular function: oxidoreductase activity, acting on paired donors, with incorporation or reduction of molecular oxygen; monooxygenase activity; iron ion binding. The coding region runs from base 1 to 1287 and encodes 428 amino acids. Lineage: Eukaryota; Fungi; Ascomycota; Dothideomycetes; Pleosporales; Pleosporaceae.